Molecule: messenger RNA, 1637 nt
Organism: Elgaria multicarinata webbii
Lineage: Eukaryota; Metazoa; Chordata; Lepidosauria; Squamata; Anguidae
Gene: NODAL
Product: nodal growth differentiation factor
Exons: 3
Coding region: 1-1278 (425 amino acids)
Cellular component (GO): extracellular region
Molecular function (GO): cytokine activity; growth factor activity
Source: RefSeq, a predicted model, not a curated record
AUGCCCCCGAGGACCGCCUCCGUCUUGGAGGUGAUGUCUUGGGCUCUGGUCGUCCUGUGCCUGGCUGGGGCCGGGCUCUUCCAGCCGCCAGCCAAGGAGGGACCAUCCCCACCCGGAGCUGCUGCUGCUGCUGCCGCCGCCGCUCCCGCAAGCCUGUCUGCAAAAGCCCGCCCCAACAGCCGCCGGCAUCUCCACCGCGCGCUCCGGUACCCGGUGUACAUGUUGCAGCUGUACCGGUCCCUGACGGUUGGAAGCCGCCUGGGCCAGCCCGCCGCCUUGCGAGAGUCCGACUCCGUCUUCAGCCUGGCCGCCAGAAAUUCAUUCCAGUUUGCUGACCACUGGGUCUUUUCUUUCGACAUGACCUCCAUUUCCAGCAGCUCUGACGUGAGGCUGGCCGAGCUCCGGAUUCGCCUGCAGCCCUUCUCUCAGUCCAGAAAUGUCACAGUAAGCAUCUACCACAGCCACGACCACACAUGCCACAGGAACCAGACCUGCACAGACACGCUCUACCUUGGCUCCUUCGUCACCAGUGGCUCCGCCGGUCCUUCCACCUGGAAAGUCUUCAAUGUCACCAGUUUGCUUCGCUUCUGGCUCCACCAAGGGGCGUCAUCCAGCAAGAGUGCUCCAGAAGUUCUGGAAGAGGACAGGAUAGAGGGGAGUCUAUACGAGGAUGACGGCAGAGGCGGAGCGGCUAGUGGUGUCCAGCUCAACUAUGAGAGCAGUAAAUCCAGAGAAGCCUCCCAGAUAUCAAACCAUAGCAUGACCGACAAAGUCCUCCUGGUUGUCUUCUCCAAAGAGAAGGAACCUGAAAGGCCUUCUCAGGGCCCAAGUCUCAUCAGGACGGUGGAGAUGUCCAAGUAUGUCACGUUGGAGCCUGAUUCCAAAGAGUCUGGGAAUCGUCGGUACCGGCGGAAUGGGAAAAGAAGGCGAAAGAUUAAAAUGAUCUACAGCCAUGCCUCUGGCAGACCUCUGUGUAAGAGGGUAGAUAUGAUGGUGGACUUUGAGAAGACCGGCUUCGGAACCUGGAUUGUGCAUCCCAAGAAGUACAACGCCUACCGGUGUGAGGGGGAAUGCCCAUCACCAGUAGACGAGACCUUCAAGCCCACCAAUCAUGCAUAUGUUCAGAGCUUGCUGAAGGCAUACCAACCUAAUCGGGUGCCUUGCCCAGCUUGUGCCCCAGUCAAACUGAGCCCGCUGUCCAUGCUGUACUUUGAGACGGAUGGGGUGAAGGUCCAUCACCAUGCGGACAUGAUCAUUGAUGAAUGUGGCUGCAACUGAUGCUAAUGGAGCCUCCAGCAACCAGCUCCCCAAGACCUAAAUUACCUUCCCCCUUUUGUGGCAGAAGCCCAGAGAAUCCUCCAUUGGUAAAAGGCAGGAAGCAUGCUCCUCCUCACCACAUGGCGAUCAAGCAAUUUCCCCGCCCCCUAGGGUCUUGUCUCUGUAAACCUGAUCAGAAUAGAAGAUGGAGUAGGCAGAGGAUGGCGGUAGGCAAGGUACACCUUCCUAGUGGGACUUUGAGCUGAUCCCCCAAGAGGAUCCUCACAAAAAUGUGGUCCCUAGGGCUGGCUCCAGGUUUGAGGAGGGGGGAAAUAACCUCUGGCAGCCCCUCUCCUAUGUCAAUGGGCCAGCCUGGUGGU